AUGAGAUGUGACAGAUAUGGAAUAUCAGGUGUUUGGGAUUCCAAUGGACAAACUUAUAAUGCAGUACCAACAUUAAGUAAUUUAACAAUAUCAUUUGAUUUUCCAAUCAAAAAACGCACCAAAACUGUUUAUGGAGUAUUUGGUGAAAGUUUGGGAUAUAUCUGUUUAGUUUUGGCUUUAAUCAUA
Molecule: messenger RNA, 186 nt
Organism: Entrophospora sp. SA101
Lineage: Eukaryota; Fungi; Glomeromycota; Glomeromycetes; Entrophosporales; Entrophosporaceae
Source: the annotation of a GenBank genome assembly